AUGACGGAUGCAAGAAGUCCAUUACUAACUCCAGAUGUUCCACGUAGAAGUCGUGGAGGUUCCAAUAGCUAUUCCGCAAUAUCUAAUUGGGAAGCCGCUAAAAUUGACAUGAAAUAUGUUCUAUAUUCAUCUCCAUUAAAUAUUCUAUUACUUUUUGUUCCAUUGGGUUUAAUUUGGGGAUAUUUCGAAUUAUCGCAUACAUAUGUGUUCAUUUUCAAUUUCUUAGCAAUCAUUCCAUUGGCUGCUAUUCUGGCCUAUGCUACAGAGGAAUUGGCUGAUAAAGCUGGUAGUACCGUGGGAGGUUUAUUGAAUGCAACCUUCGGUAAUGCUGUUGAAUUGAUUGUUUCCAUUAUCGCAUUGAAAGAGGGCCAAGUAAGAAUCGUUCAAGCUUCCAUGUUAGGUAGUUUGUUAUCUAAUUUGCUUUUAGUGCUUGGGUUCUGUUUUGUCUUUGGUGGAUAUAAUAGAAUACAACAAAAGUUCAAUCAAACUGCCGCUCAAACCAUGUCAUCUUUAUUAGCCAUUUCUUGUGCUUCGUUAUUGAUUCCAGCUGCUUUUAAGGCAACAUUGCCAGAGGGUAAGGAAGAUUGGAUUGUUAAUGAAAAGAUUUUAGAAUUAUCUAGAGGUACUUCCAUUAUAUUACUAUUGGUUUAUGUUUUUUUCUUAGCUUUCCAAUUAGGUAGUCAUCACGAUUUAUUUGAAGAACAAAUGGAAGAAACAGAUGAAGUGUUGAGUCAAUAUAGUUCAAAGCCAGAACAUACUUUAUCAAUAAGGUCAUCAUUAUUGUUUCUAUUAGGUGCCACUGUUGUAAUUUCAAUUUGUGCCGACUAUCUAGUUGGGACCAUUGACAAUAUAGUUGAAUCUACAGGUUUAUCAAAGACAUUUAUUGGUUUAAUUGUUAUCCCAAUUGUUGGUAAUGCUGCAGAACAUGUUACUUCGGUAUUGGUAGCAAUGAAAGAUAAAAUGGAUUUAGCCUUAAGUGUUGCCAUUGGAUCCUCUUUACAGAUUUCUUUAUUUGUUACACCUUUUAUGGUUUUAGUUGGGUGGAUGAUUGAUGUCCCAAUGACAUUAAAUUUCUCCACCUUCGAAACUGCGACUUUAUUCAUUGCUGUGUUUUUAUCUAAUUAUUUGAUUUUGGAUGGUGAAUCAAACUGGUUAGAAGGUGUUAUGUCAUUAUCGAUGUACUUGUUGAUUGCAUUAGCCUUCUUCUACUAUCCUGAUGUUGAUACAUUCGGUAAGAGUUAG
Messenger RNA from Naumovozyma dairenensis CBS 421, 1242 nucleotides. RefSeq names its product Vcx1p (gene VCX1). Gene Ontology annotation, biological process: intracellular calcium ion homeostasis; calcium ion transmembrane transport. Gene Ontology annotation, cellular component: fungal-type vacuole membrane. Gene Ontology annotation, molecular function: calcium:proton antiporter activity. The transcript has a single exon. The record is from RefSeq and is a predicted model, not a curated record. NCBI's taxonomy places the organism in Eukaryota, Fungi, Ascomycota, Saccharomycetes, Saccharomycetales, Saccharomycetaceae. The coding region runs from base 1 to 1242 and encodes 413 amino acids.